CUUGACACUGCCUCCCUCUCCCUUCCCUCCUCAUCCUUCCAGUUCCAUCUCCCCAUCUAUCCUUCCCUUCCUGAAAGUUGUUCUUUCAGACACAAAUCGCGUCUUUUCGCAUCUUCUCAUCAAAUUUCGAGAAGUGAUCGAUCUUCGCUUUAUCCCAAGGUGACUUCAACAGGUCGCAUAUCAGGCAUCAGUCGCGCGUGAUAUCUCUUUCAAAUCGCCAGCUUCACUCUUUACUACCAUCGCAACCAUGUCUGCCAACCUCGACAAGUCCCUUGACGAUCUCGUCAGUGGCCGUCGCCAGAACGUUCGCAACACUCGCCGCCGCGCUGGUGGCCGCCGCGCCGCUACCAAACCCGCUGUCGGAGGCGUGAAGAAAUCUACCAAGGCUGCCCCCAAGCCUGCUCAUCCCACUCCUAUUGUUCAAGCUUCCAGCAAGAUCCUCGUUAGUGGAUUGCCUGCCGAUGUUUCCGAGGCCAAUAUCAAGGAAUACUUCACCAAAUCCGCUGGCAGCGUCAAGCGGGUCAUGCUCACUUACAACCAGAAUGGCAGCAGCCGUGGUAUCGCCACCAUCAUCUUUGGCAAGGCAGACACCGCUGCCAAGGCCGCCAAGGAUCUUAAUGGCCUCCUCGUUGAUGGUCGUCCCAUGAAGAUCGAGGUCGUUUACGAUGCCUCUCACGCUCCUACCGCUCCUGCUGCUAAGCCUCUGACGGAGCGCGUUGCUCAGAAGGCCCGCCCCAAGUCCGCCGCUGCCACCAAGGCCAAAAGCAACCAGACCAACACCCAGGCCAACGAGGCUAACAGUGAGAAUGCCAAGGGCCGUGGCAAGGGCGCCGCCCGCCGUCGUGGUCGCAACCCUGGCCGUGGAAAGCCCAAGACUGUUGAGGAGCUCGACGCUGAUAUGAUGGAUUACUUCGCUACCGAUGCUCCUCCCGCCGAGAACGCUGCCCCCGUGAACGGUGCUGCCCCCCAGGCCAACGGCGGAGAUCUGGCGAUGAACGACGAGAUCUCGUAGGAGACUCAGUCGCCACUCUCACUUCGCUUCAUCGCUGCUUCCGCAUGAUACAGGUUCGCGUUAUUCCCGGGGGUUUUGAUGGUUGAUGCGCGGGUCAUAUCUUCUAUUAUCCUCCUUUUGAUUAUUUU
Messenger RNA from Penicillium canescens, 1140 nucleotides. Its product is annotated as putative RNA annealing protein Yra1. The record is from RefSeq and is a predicted model, not a curated record. Gene Ontology annotation, molecular function: mRNA binding. Lineage: Eukaryota; Fungi; Ascomycota; Eurotiomycetes; Eurotiales; Aspergillaceae. The coding region runs from base 248 to 1012 and encodes 254 amino acids. Gene Ontology annotation, cellular component: nucleus. The transcript is spliced from 5 exons. Gene Ontology annotation, biological process: mRNA export from nucleus.